AUGCUGGAAGAAUUAACGAGCGGCAUUUUCUCCUGGGCGUAUCCUGAAUACAGGCCAACAGGGGACACCUGGUGGUUGGCUUACGAACUGAGCAAGACCCUAUUACGAAACCAUCGUUAUCGUGACGCAGAAAUAUUUCUUCGUUGGGAAUUCCUGGAAGCUACUAAGGCCCUUAACGCGGAACAUCCUAAAUGCCUGGCCAUCGCUCAUAUUCUUACAAAACUGCUACUCUUUCAGGAACGGAAUGAGGAAGCCAAAAAGUGGUAUCAGUGGCUACUUUCGUCGCAACGAAGAGUUCUCAGCAAAACAGAUGUUUCGACACUUACUGCUCUCACGGACUUUGGUAGAAUCCUGGUGCGCGAAGGGAAAUAUGAAAUGGCCUUCCAGGCGCUCCUAGCCAUUUAUCAGGGCACGGCAAUGCCAGAAUGCAUUGGAAAAGCACCAUCCAACCAAACCAGGGCUAGAGAGGCUCUAGAGUGGUUCCAGCAUAUUUUUGAAGUGCAGAAGACCCUUGGCCAAGAACAUAUGGUCUUCUUGAAUAUUGCCUAUGCCAUUGGUAUUAUACCAAUGGUUCCAACAGGUAUUUGA
Molecule: messenger RNA, 588 nt
Organism: Monascus purpureus
Lineage: Eukaryota; Fungi; Ascomycota; Eurotiomycetes; Eurotiales; Aspergillaceae
Source: the annotation of a GenBank genome assembly